Cuscuta campestris is the source of this 965-nucleotide messenger RNA. The record is from the annotation of a GenBank genome assembly. NCBI's taxonomy places the organism in Eukaryota, Viridiplantae, Streptophyta, Magnoliopsida, Solanales, Convolvulaceae.
AUCCUUAAGCUAGGCCUAGUUUAAGAUAAAAGGGUUUUGGAAAUCUUAAACUUACCUUCACUUAAGGCCAACCAAAAACCGACAGCGUAGUGUUCACUGUUGGGUGGGUGGUACCCCCAAACGAGUAGGUACUCAAGUUUGGUUCUUGGAUCCCGUACGUACGUUUUAACCCUAGCCACCGGGCAUCAUACCCGCAAGGCCUANCUAGUUUAACUAAUUAAACUAUAUUCCAGUAUACAGAGUACUCCUAAUAAUCCUUAAGCUAGGCCUAGUUUAAGAUAAAAGGGUUUUGGAAAUCUUAAACUUACCUUCACUUAAGGCCAACCAAAAACCGACAGCGUAGUGUUCACUGUUGGGUGGGUGGUACCCCCAAACGAGUAGGUACUCAAGUUUGGUUCUUGGAUCCCAUUGCUGAAGAAAUGGGGAGAGGAGGAAAGUUCUUAUAUAGGCAGGGAGAAGAAGAAGCUGCCAUUCAUGCUGAGUCAGUGACAAUUUACGACCGUGGAUUCAGCGGCGAUUUGGGGAAAGGGACGAAAAAAGAGCGGAAGAACAGAGAGACGUUGCACGGCGUCCUUACUUCGCCUGCGACCUGGAGCAGCGAUUCAACAGCUGGGUCCUCAUCUUCCUCAAAUUUCAGAGUAAUCAAGAUCAUAAUGAACCUAGAAUCAAGCCCGGAGGGUGAUGAGGCCGAGGUGAUGUGUGUGGAUGCAUUUGAAGAUUUUGAAUAAUUAAUUAUUAUUUAAAGCACAUAUUAUUUUUAAGGGUUUGAUUUCCAAGUUGUUUGAGAUUUUAUUAAAGGCUUUUGCAAUGUUUUCAAUUACACUAAUGGAUACUACCUCCGUCCCACACAGAAACAGGUGAAAACUGAAAACCUUGACAAGUAGAUUCGUGAAACUGAGUAGUUUAAGAGAGUUACACAUUCGGAUUUAUAUCAGUACACACUAGAACAAACUAAACAGAAUUGU